Messenger RNA from Cylindrotheca closterium, 654 nucleotides. The record is from the annotation of a GenBank genome assembly. NCBI's taxonomy places the organism in Eukaryota, Bacillariophyta, Bacillariophyceae, Bacillariales, Bacillariaceae.
AUGAAUAAUAUGCAACAAGUCAUCCAUCAAAACAGUGCGACUGUGGCCUAUAUCCGACAACACGAUUACCCUAGUGCCCUCGAGUCUUCAGCGUCCGUACUGUUACUCCUGCAGCAUCUGGAUACAACACCAUCUGGGACCACUUCGACGAUACCUUCUCCCCUUGAUUGCUUGGACCAAUGCAUGCUUCUCUCGGAAGUAGACACAACCAGCAAUGAUAGAGCCAACAGGAAAACUGCGUUUGUCUACGAACAAGGUAUUCUACUGCCGCCAACUGCGACCGAAUACACCAUGGUGUCGGCGGUAGUCAUCUUCAACUCGGCACUUGCCCAUCAACUAUUCGCGCAACAACAACAAGACAAGGACGCUUCGCAAAGGUAUCUCUUAAUGUCAAGACGAUUAUAUGGAUUGGCCUAUGGGGUUCACAGUCGGGCCUGUCACAGCAUGUUGUUUCAAUUCGUUGUCAUCAACAACAUGGCCGUGAUUGACCAACAGACGGGCAACCCGGAACAGUCCACGCAGUACUUUAAGCAUCUGAUGACGGUACUGUUACUGAUGGUGGACCAAGGCUGCACAUCACGGCUGCGUCACUUGCGCGGCUUUACGAGGAAUGUUCCAUCCUCUGCAGAAUCUCAGGCAGCUGCUGCAGCGUAA